AUGUCAUCCGCUUGGUGUAUUCGACACGAUGCCUGCACCAUGUGUGGCCCAGUGCGAUAUCGAUCCGAGCGCAAGUUGAAGACUCAUUGGCAGGCAUUAUUCCGGAGCAUCGCCUUUGGGCCACUCCUAGUCCUUCUCUUAAUCAAACUGAUAUGGCAACCACCGAUUGGAGUUCUGAUGACCAAGAUGCUGCUCGCAACAGCUCGGCCAGCAGGCUCAGUUGACCUAGUGUUUUCAUACUACAACGAGCCCCUGAUGAUCGUCUAUGUCAAACAUCCUGAAGUCUCACUGGGCAAUAUCGCCAAUGUGAUCAAUGCGGAUGAGGUGAUUCGAUUGGACAAUGUAGGAAGGGAAGGAGGGACAUACUUGACACAUAUCCUCAAACAUUACAAUUUGGCGAUCCUAACGGAUCAACAAGGAAGGGUGAUCCAAAGUGGGAAGAGCAACCCAAAUAUCCUUGAACAAGCCGAAUUCGGAGUCGAAAGAGUCCUCAGCUUGCCGGCUAUUCAUGGGUUAGCUGAUCAUACGGUCUUCAUGCAACCCAAAAUUUCUUGGCAUUGGAUUGCUAAACCUCAGAUGGAUCUCUUCGAUCCUAAAUUCAACUGUUUCCUAGACUUGGCAAGCUCUAUCCUGAGGGUAAUUUCCUUCUGGCUCGUGGGCCAGGAUGUACAAUCUCGUGACCAGGAGGAUUCACUCCUGGCCAGCGAGGUUGUACAACCUCGCCGGCCAGGAUUCCCUCCUGGUCGACGAGGUUGUACGACCUUGCCGGCCAGGAGGAUUCCCUCCUGGCCGGCAAGGUGGGCCUUGUCGACCUUGUAG
Messenger RNA from Puccinia graminis f. sp. tritici CRL 75-36-700-3, 819 nucleotides. RefSeq lists its product as uncharacterized. NCBI's taxonomy places the organism in Eukaryota, Fungi, Basidiomycota, Pucciniomycetes, Pucciniales, Pucciniaceae. The transcript is spliced from 2 exons. The record is from RefSeq and is a predicted model, not a curated record. The coding region runs from base 1 to 819 and encodes 272 amino acids.